Molecule: messenger RNA, 2321 nt
Organism: Camellia sinensis
Lineage: Eukaryota; Viridiplantae; Streptophyta; Magnoliopsida; Ericales; Theaceae
Source: RefSeq, a predicted model, not a curated record
UUUUUAUAAAUAUAAAUAAAAAAUUAAAAACGUAAGUGUUACCAAACGACACCUUGAUAUUUUGUUUUAUUUUUUUUUUACUCUUUUUUAUGACUUCCAUGAACUACAAUGGAUCAUUGAAAUAUUCGAAUCUUCAUCAAACUUACUGACAACCAGUUAAAGUUACCAGAGCUUUCAAAUAUUCAUCUGAAUUUUCCAAUUGUUCGGAUAUUUUGGUCUUUUCAAUGAGAACAAUGCUAGGGAUUAAAAGAGUCGAAUCAAAAGCUGUCAAAAAAAUUUGUGCAGGUCAGAUUCAUUCUGGUGUAGUUUACAUAAUAUCAUAUUUAAAUUUAUUUUACAUAUUUUAAGUAUUCUAAAUUUUUUCUUUUAAUUAAUUCUACUCUUACCAAAUAACAAAUUAUCGAUUUGAUAUACUGAUUUUACAGCAAUCUUCUAAUGACUUGGAAUUUGAAUAUUGACAAAUUAUUAAAUCUUCAAGCAACUCGAGAAUGUUAACCGUUGAAUACACAAUAAAAAAAUUUGUUCAAUAUUAAAUAUUUAAAAGACUUGUACGCAAUCACCGCUCAUUUUGUUAAAAUCUAGAUUAAGCUAACCAUACGAGGUCAAAAGCCGUUUACUUGACAAUUUUAAAAAUUAUGUAUUCAAUUAACAAAAAUCAAGUUAAUAACAACAUUGAUAACAUUACACACACAAAAAAAAUUACUCAAAAAAUUAAAUAAGUGGAUCGUAUCUAUUUUUUUGAUGUGACUCAUCAUACCCCAUUAUUGAAUUUCACCAUACAUUUUUUUUUUUACACAAUUUUCAUAAUAUUUAUUUUUUCAAAACACAUAACUUUUAAUAUAAGCAUCCAAGGUCAUGUACAUAUGAAAUGGUUGAAAUUAAAGCCCAUUGAUUGUACUCUGUUCUAUCCCUGACUUUAGAGGUAGUUGAAGAAAAGCAAGACACUUGCUUUUGCUUGAACUAAAGUUUGUCUUUCUUGUGCAACUAAGCUAACAUUUUCAAACCUCCCAAUCAUUAAACCCAAAACAACAAAACAACACAUAGGUAAUUCUUCUACAAAUGCUUCUCUCCUCCACUUUCACACCUCUCUCCUCUCCUCCCCUGUUUUCCUCUGUUUUCUCGCCUCCCUUGUUUUUCUUCUCCAAAUGCAUCUCAAAUUCAACAAAUCUUUCCAUUUUAUUGUCAUUUUCAUCAUAUUUUCCAUUUUCGCAAAUGAAACUCUAUCUGUAGACCCAAAUUUUGAGGCCUGUAUGCCUCGAAAUUGUGGGAAUGGUCCAAAUAUAAGUUACCCUUUUUGGAUUACUAAUUUGCAUGAGUCUUAUUGUGGCCAACCAAACUUUGAGGUCACUUGCAAUGGCGGAAACCCGGUUGUUGCGAUAUCCGAUGAUGAUUAUGUCAUUGAAGAAAUAUUCUACACCAAUAAUUCAUUUCUCUUGGCCAAUUCCAUGGUUUAUGAUUUUGAAAAUACUUGUCCAAUUCCUCUGCAUAAUUUUAGCAUUGAGGGAACUCCAUACAACUAUACUCUUAGCUAUGCCGAUCUCUUCUUCUUCUACAAUUGUUCAACGUAUCCUAUCAAAGAACCGACAUAUCGAGUUGUUUGUGCAAGCAAUGCUACCGAUUUAUCAUUUGCUGUUUUUCACAAGGAGGUUUUGGAGUAUGAGAAUUAUUCGAUUGACUCGUGCAAUUCUUGGGUGAAUGCGCCUGUGGAGAGUGGAGAUAUCAAGAAAUUGUUGGAAAUGAAUUUCACUGAUGUUUUGAGAAGAGGGUUUGUUUUGGAAUGGAGUGAAGUUUAUUGUAGUGAUUGCAAGAGAAGUGGAGGGAACUGUGGUUCUAUUAAUAACAAAUUUACCUGUUUUUGCUCUGAUAAACAACAUUCCAAAACCUGUGACGACGGUAAGCGUAGUGAAACUUAGUCCUUUUUAUCAUUCUUUCUGGUCGGACCAUGUUUCACUAUCUUUUCUAAAAUCAAUUGCUGUUUAAAAAAUAAUCCACUUAUGUUUUUUUAUGACAUUCGUCUAGAUCCAUCCACGGUCCGCAUGCCUGUUUUUAGAGUGGUUGUAGAGUCGUGUUGUGUAUCCAACAUUUUUCAAUUAUUUCUUUCUUUCUUGGUGCAAAUUUUAGUCCUGCAGGCAAGAACUUGUAUCCUUAAUCUUGUGUCCAUUCGCUCUUUCUUUCUUUUAUGUAUAUAAGUAAAUUUUUACAAGUAGACCAUUAAAAUGAAAAUUAGGGUAGAGAUUACAUCAGAAUUCUCAUAUAUUCCACUAUUAGAGUUUGCAUUGUGAUAAUAUUUGUACUAAUGGUUUAUCAUGUUUCAUGAUCAU